Messenger RNA from Aspergillus luchuensis, 348 nucleotides. RefSeq lists its product as uncharacterized. The coding region runs from base 1 to 348 and encodes 115 amino acids. NCBI's taxonomy places the organism in Eukaryota, Fungi, Ascomycota, Eurotiomycetes, Eurotiales, Aspergillaceae. The record is from RefSeq and is a predicted model, not a curated record. The transcript has 3 exons.
AUGAAUUCAGCGACAGGUUAUCCUGGAGGGGGAUUUUUUGGGUAUUUUGAUACGAUGAACGCAUUGAUGCUCCGUCAGCAGAUUCUAGCGAAUGCGAGAGUAGUAUUUCCGGACAUCUCUGAAACCGAACUCAUAACUGGGAGGGAAACAGUCGAAAAGGAGGGUGAUUACGCGAAAACUCACUACUAUGCGUAUAUAACUUGUCCAAAAGAAUCCAGCGGUUCCUUUGAUGUCCUCGCUAGGAGCGAAUCUGAAGAACGGAAAGGUGCACUGUUUGACUUACUGGAGCUUCUGGAGAGGAAGACAUUCGCCAUCAUGGAGAACGUCUGUGCCGCAAAGGAAUCCUGA